AGGGCCACGCAGCUGGUCAUGUCCCAGCAGAGGGCCGACAAGGAGUAUGUGUGUGUCUUCCGCCUGCAAGAGAAUCUGAGUAGUGAGGAGAGUUUCAAACUGGCAUUUGACAGACUCAAAGGGCCACAGUUUCAGCGACCGCCUCUGAGGCCUUAUCGGUCUUUCUCACCGGCAUUGGCCAGACUCAAGGGGCCACAGUUUAAGCGACCGCCUUGGAAAUCUGCACCCAGGUCGUUACAAGUCAGAAGUGUAUGCAACCUUGAGCUUCUGGAGUUUGACGCAGAGAAAAAUUUGGGUGUGUUCCGGGUGAGGUGUGAGGCCGGCACCUACAUCAGCGCCUUGUGUGUGCACCUGGGCAUUCUCCUGGGCGUGGGCGCGCAGAUGCAGGAGCUGAGGAAGGUGGGCUCAGGACUCGGCAGUGAAUGCAAUCUGCUACGGGGCCAAGGUCAUGCUGCCCGGCGUCCUCCGCUACGACGACAGCAUAGAAAUCGACGAGGAAAUUGUCCUGAUCACAACUAAGGGGGAAGCUAUUUGUCUGGGUGAGUUCUUUGGGACGUAUUUUAAGAGACCUUCGCUUCUCACAUCAACUAUUUCUAAAGGUCAGAGAGAGGAUCAGUCGGGUUUUCAUGAGUGUUUUUAAGGUUCGUGGCACAGGAGAAGGGUCACACUACCACCAGGGUCAUAAAACUACCCCUGGAAAGGCCUACAGCUCCUACAGAAGUCAUGUCAAAUAUGUGAACAUGGGCGACGAAAUGUUUUAAAAUACGAGCUUUUGUCCCGUCAUGGAUCUUAAUAAUAAUAAUAAUGAAAAUAAUCUCAUUAUUGCCCGAUUAAAUAAAACAAUAGUCUCUACCCUCUUGAAUUAUGCUGUAGGUGUUAGUGUUAUAAGCCUUUAAGGGAAUCAAGACCAUCAUUACAGGGGGAGCUCCGUGGUGCAGUGGUUAGCACACUCGGCUCACAACCCAGAGAGCUCGGGUUCGAUUCCUGGGCGGAGUGGAAAAAUUUGGGCGGCUUUUCCGAUACCCUACGCCCCUGUCCACCCAGCAGUGUACCAGGUAUUAAUCGGGGGUUGUGACCCGUCUCCUGGGGUCUGUUCCCUUCUAUAAUUCCUUCCCCUCCUGUCUCUCUCCGGCAAAUGACCACAGAUGUUGCGCCCACUAAACCAAACUUUCCAACUGUUCCCUUCUCCUAUAAUACCUUCCCCUUCUGCCUCUCUCCGGCAUAUGACCACAGAUGUUGCGCCCACUAAACAAAACCAAGUUACAACAAAUUUAUUACACUGCAAAAUGUUACCUUUUAUUUCCUCAAAAAUUCAAGUUUUAUAAAUUUGUCAUAAAUUUAUUUGAGGAAAUUAAUGCGUGAUCAUAGUACGUUUACUUAACACGAGGGUGGUGAUCAUUUUGAUUCCUGAAUUUCUAAAAUUGGUCAAUUACUGACAGAGUUAUUAAACAUUAUGUGUGCCAAAAAAAAGUUUUGAGAAAAACACAUUUUUGUGUGAACAUCUUCAAUACCCCAUAACAACCACUCCAACAUGCACCAGGCCCAAACAUUUACUUAUAUAACUCUUGGGCCAUUCCUGGAAGGUUGGCAGUGGUUGUUUAGGUGGUUCAGGCCAUGUUUGCAUCACGUUUAUGUCACCUGUAUAGCCCCUACGGAGGGUGAGUUCUCCCUUGCCUGCUAGACCUCUAAAGAAACCAAGGCUCCUGGUCCCCUGUUAUAAUCACAUUAGGUUAUAUAACAUUUUUGAUAUAUUAUAUAUAUCCAAAAUGAAAACAACGUAUUCACUGGGUCUCGGUGGAGCCCAGCCCGCCUCAUUGUUGCCAGGACAGAUUGUUUACCAGGCUGGUAAUUGGGCCAGGUGUUGUCUUGCUUUUCUUCUUUGACUUCUUCGCUGCUUUCCGUGGCGUUAUUUUCCUUUUAUCCAUCCUCUGUUUGGAUAACACGCUCUGUGAUGUCAUGGAUAGGCCAAGGUGUUGCAAAAAUUUGUUAGCCUCAUUUCCAAAAUUGUGCUCAGUGAUGGUGAGUUGAGACACAAAUGUCACCCUCUUGAGGCCAGCAAACUUUGCCUUGCCUUGGUGGUGCCAGAGCUUGGAAUGCAGUCCUUCAUUUCUGUUCUGGGUCUCUCCUCGCAGGCACCUUUCAAGGAGGACAGGGCUUGAUAAGUCAUAGAAAACUUCACUCACUCUGUCCUCGUACGUUUUGUCCAGUCGAAUGUAAUUUUUCAUGGUGUCAUGGGAAGGGAGUGGCUUGUUUUCUUCCUUUGCCUUCUUCAAGACAUACCAGCUA
Messenger RNA from Eriocheir sinensis (Chinese mitten crab), 2286 nucleotides. RefSeq lists its product as uncharacterized. NCBI's taxonomy places the organism in Eukaryota, Metazoa, Arthropoda, Malacostraca, Decapoda, Varunidae. The coding region runs from base 19 to 519 and encodes 166 amino acids. Gene Ontology annotation, cellular component: box H/ACA snoRNP complex. Gene Ontology annotation, molecular function: pseudouridine synthase activity; RNA binding. The record is from RefSeq and is a predicted model, not a curated record. Gene Ontology annotation, biological process: rRNA pseudouridine synthesis; mRNA pseudouridine synthesis; box H/ACA sno(s)RNA 3'-end processing. The transcript is spliced from 4 exons.